AUAAGCCUCAGGUGAGAAGCAGAUUAAAGAAAAUGAGUGUAGAAGUGUUAGAUGGUGCCACCAUUGUUAGCUUUGUGGAAGAUGAAGAAGCAUUCAACGGUUCAAUCCAUGACCGCUUCACCUGCCUUGACACAGACCAUGACGGACUCCUCUCCUAUGCAGAGUUGUUGAAGGAGCUGCAGAGUCUCAGGGUGUUCGAGACCCACUUCGGUAUUGAUGUUAAGACCGAACAAGAUGAGCUCUCCCGCGUGUACACUUCCCUCGUCGUGCAGUUCGAUCACGACUCGAAUGGAUCGGUGGAUUUUGAGGAGUUCAAGGCAGAGACGAAGCAGAUGAUGCUCGCCAUGCCAAACGGGCUAGGAUUCUUGCCCGUCCAAAUGGUCCUGGAAGAAGACAGCUUCCUCAAAAAGGCAGUUGAACGCGAGUCCUCCAGGAUAGUUGCUGCUGAACUUGUUUAA
This is a messenger RNA of Cornus florida, 458 nucleotides long. RefSeq lists its product as uncharacterized. Gene Ontology annotation, molecular function: calcium ion binding. The coding region runs from base 33 to 458 and encodes 141 amino acids. The record is from RefSeq and is a predicted model, not a curated record. NCBI's taxonomy places the organism in Eukaryota, Viridiplantae, Streptophyta, Magnoliopsida, Cornales, Cornaceae. The transcript has a single exon.